This is a messenger RNA of Nelumbo nucifera (sacred lotus), 1619 nucleotides long. RefSeq lists its product as uncharacterized. The record is from RefSeq and is a predicted model, not a curated record. Gene Ontology annotation, cellular component: clathrin coat of coated pit; clathrin coat of trans-Golgi network vesicle; plasma membrane. Gene Ontology annotation, biological process: clathrin-dependent endocytosis; intracellular protein transport. Gene Ontology annotation, molecular function: structural molecule activity; clathrin heavy chain binding. Lineage: Eukaryota; Viridiplantae; Streptophyta; Magnoliopsida; Proteales; Nelumbonaceae.
CACCACCUCUUCCUUCCUUCUUACGAGAGAGAAAUUCCUCCUCAAGUCUGUUUUUCCAGUUUUCCACUGAACAAUCUGCAAGGCGAAAGACAGACUCAGAGGGAUAGCAAGGGAAAAAGGACUCGUUCUUUUCCGGAACACAGAGAGAGGGGAGAGAAAGAGAGAGGGACAAUAGUCACAGAGUCAGAGGAAGGUAAGAAGCACAGAAAUGUCGUCAUUUGAUACAUUCAUGAACGAUGGAGAAGAGGUGAGGAGUUCAACUCGCCCCUUUGACGAUGACGGCUACUUAGGCUACGACCCUCGCCUCCCCUCCCAACGCUUCGACUCCUAUACGAAUUUCGCCGCCGACGAGGACUCGAAGGUAGACCCCAUUGACGUAGCCGACGACAUCCCUCCACCUCCAACCUCUGAUUACAACCAUGAUUUCCCCAUUGAAGAAGAGAUUACUGUCGAACACGUCUCCCACUCCUUUGACAGUGUUCCACCUUCUCCUCCAAUCUACGGUUUUAGCUCCUCCGUAGCCGAAGAUCCCACUCCCGAUUACUCUCCGCCCCUUUUCUCGUCGGUUCCUGUUUCCAACGGUAAUGGCAAACCUUACGAUCUCGGUGCAGACACGGAUGACAUCUUCACCACCGACGGACCCGUGCUUCCCCCUCCCAGUGAAAUGCAAGAGGAAGGUUUUGCCCUUCGCGAAUGGCGACGCCAAAAUGCUAUCCAUCUUGAAGAGAAGGAGAAGAGGGAGAAGGAGAUGCGCAACCAGAUUAUUGAAGAAGCUGAAGAAUACAAACGAACUUUCUAUGAGAAAAGAAAAGUCAACUGUGAGACUAACAAGGCACAGAACAGAGAAAGGGAAAAGCUAUACUUGGCUAACCAAGAGAAGUUCCACAAAAAUGCGGACAAACAAUACUGGAAGGCAAUAGCAGAGCUCAUUCCAUAUGAGGUCCCUAAUCUUGAGAAGAAGAGAGGAAAAAAGGAACAAGAAAAGAAGCCAUCCAUUGUAGUUAUCCAGGGCCCGAAGCCUGGGAAGCCCACUGAUCUUUCUAGGAUGCGGCAGAUACUCCUGAAGCUGAAGCACACACCUCCCCCCCACAUGAUCCCACCACCCUCUCCACCUGCCAAGGAUGGUAAGGAAACUAAGGAUGGGAAGGAUGCCAAGGACGCCAAGGAUGGGAAGGAUGCCAAGGAUGCUGCACCAGCUGCAGCCGGAGCAGCAACAGGAGCUGCCAAAGAUGCUGUUGUGAAUGGUAUCCCAGACUCCAAGGUAGACGCUCCUACUGCAGCAGAGGACCAACCAGCUACAGAGCCUGAGCCAGUUAUUGCUGCGUGAUGAUGAUGGCAUACAACAAGUUAUUUCUUCUUUUUUUUUUUAUAGUUACAUUUGUCUUUGCCUUUCCAUGGAUUGGAUCGACUUUGCAUACUUUCUGACCACGUCAUUCAUUACUGAGAAUAAGAACAGAUAUCUAGUUUACGCUCUCUGCGGCAUGGAACUGUAGAGAACCUCAUUGUGCUUUUAGGUCUAGGAUUUGGUGGGUUUACGGUGCUACAGUUGUGUUUUUUAGAAUUUCAUUAUCUUGGCAGGAAUUCAUUUAAUAUUAAAAUCAGAGACUCAGGUUUGUUUA